Messenger RNA from Hyposmocoma kahamanoa, 372 nucleotides. RefSeq lists its product as uncharacterized. Lineage: Eukaryota; Metazoa; Arthropoda; Insecta; Lepidoptera; Cosmopterigidae. The coding region runs from base 1 to 372 and encodes 123 amino acids. The record is from RefSeq and is a predicted model, not a curated record. The transcript has 4 exons.
AUGUCUAGCUACGGCAGCAUGUCACCGUCAGACGAAGGCUUCGACCGUUACGAGCCCCCAUUCUACUGCCAGCCCACACAUCAAGGCAGCCCUAUGGACGGCGGAGUGUACUGGCCGGCAGCGAGCGAAAGUCAUGAGUUCGAGUCGCAGGAAGUGUACCACGAUAGCAAUCACUACAUUGGAAGAGGUUACGGUUACGAAGACUUGCAGAUGACCGGAAAUGACCCUUAUGACGCUUAUAACAUGCAUCACGUUUAUCCACAGAAUAACACCACUCUAGACUGUGACAUGCAACCUCUACCGCUUCGCUACGAGCGGCCAGCGCCAUCUUUUGUUCGAGUAGUUAAACGACGUACUACGGCUAAUAGGUAG